UAAGUGGUGUGCAUAACAAGGCAAAGGGUGUGUGUGAGUGAAGUUGCUAACGCAAUGGAAUGGUUGAGAUGCCCCAUUUCUGCAUUCUUAUUCCCCGUCUUUUGCUUUGUUGCCUUCUUCCUCUUCUUUCCCUUCAAGCUACAAAAUAAUGUCACCCACUUUCUCUUUUCUCCUCCUUUGCUUCCUUCCACUGUCAAACACCUACAAAACCACACAAAUAUUAUCUCUUCUUCUUCUUAUCCUUCUCCUUCACCCUCUCCUUCGCCUUCUCCCUCACCUUCAUCGCUUUAUCUUCUUUCCAACUUCACACCUGCAAAUCAAACCACCAAUAACAGCACUGUGUUAAGCAGCUCUACUAAGAAAUUUGCUGGUUUGGAGAAAAUAGAAGAAGGAUUGGCACGAGCUCGAGCCGCAAUUCAGGAAUCUAUCCGCUCAAGGAACUAUACUUCAGACACCAGACAAACUUUUGUUCCUAAAGGAUCUAUUUACUGGAAUCCACACGCUUUUUAUCAGAGCCACACGGAGAUGGUGAAGAGAUUCAAAGUGUGGGUGUACGAGGAAGGAGAACAGCCAUUGGUGCACGAUGGACCAGUAAAUGAUAUAUACGCCAUUGAAGGGCAAUUUAUGGAUGAAAUAGACAAUUAUGAUAAGUGGAGCCAUUUCAGGACAAGAAAUCCUGAGGAAGCUCACGUUUUUUACAUUCCUUUCAGCAUAGCUAAUAUUGUUCACUAUGUCUACAAGCCUAUCAUGAAGCAUUCAGAUUACGAACCUAUUCGCCUGCAGCGGUUGGUGGAAGAUUAUAUCGGUGUCGUUGCAGAUAAGUAUCCUUAUUGGAAUAGAAGUGAAGGUGCUGACCAUUUUUUACUGUCAUGUCAUGAUUGGGGUCCGAAAGUGUCAUUCGGGAAGCCUAAAUUGUUCAAGAGUUUCAUCAGGGUACUUUGCAAUGCCAACACCUCAGAAGGAUUCAUACCUAACAAAGAUGUGUCAAUCCCAGAAGUGAAAUUGCCAAAGGGAAAGCUAGGUUCACCCAAUCUAGGGCAACGCCCAGACGAUCGCAGCAUUUUAGCUUUUUUUGCCGGAAAAGAACAUGGUAACAUUCGAACAAUCUUGCUGAAUUAUUGGAAGGGAAAAGAUAAUGAAGUCCAAGUUUAUGAAUCUCUUCCAAAGGGCGUAGACUACUUUAAAUUAAUGGGAGAAAGCAAGUUUUGCUUGUGUCCCAGUGGUUUUGAAGUAGCAAGUCCUAGAGUGGUGGAAGCACUUACUGCGGGGUGUGUGCCUGUGUUAAUCAGUAGUAAUUACUCUCCACCCUUUUCUGAUGUGUUGAAUUGGAGUCAGUUUUCGUUGGAGAUUCCAGUGGAGAAAAUACCAGAAAUCAAAACUAUUCUGCAAAGAGUUUCAAGGAAUAGGUAUUUGAAAUUGCAUAUGAACGUGAUGAGAGUUCGAAGGCAUUUUAUGAUUUAUCGACCGGCAAAGCCAUUCGAUAUGAUGCAUAUGAUACUUCAUUCGAUUUGGCUCAGAAGAUUGAAUCUUAGAUUAAUUGCUUCGGCAAGCUCCUAGUUUUGUCUGUCAUAGUAUACACCACCGAAUGUACUUACAAAUGUAUAUUCAUGUUUUAUUUCAUUUAAUAACUACAAUGUUUAUUUCAAUA
This is a messenger RNA of Vigna umbellata (rice bean), 1648 nucleotides long. RefSeq names its product putative glycosyltransferase At3g42180. Gene Ontology annotation, molecular function: glycosyltransferase activity. NCBI's taxonomy places the organism in Eukaryota, Viridiplantae, Streptophyta, Magnoliopsida, Fabales, Fabaceae. The record is from RefSeq and is a predicted model, not a curated record.